CGGCGGCCACCCCAGGGACAGGGGCUGCCCGCGCCCGCCUCGCCUUUGCCGGGCACCAAGCCCGCAGCACCGCGGCUCCACCCGCUCCCCCGACCCGCGCUCUGGGGCUCGCGGCCACCCCGACGCCCAGGAGCGUUCGGAGCCGCCGGGGCACCUCUCAAGGGCUCCCGCCUCCCUUCUCCUAGGGGCACUACCGCCGGGUUCGGGCCAGGGCCCCUCUGGGCAGGGUCGGUGAGCAGGCGGAGACAGAGGUCCGCCCAGGGGACCAUGGAGGGGGGCGACCCGAGCAGCAGCAGGUGGCCUCCAGCCCUGCUCUCUCCUCCACCAGCCCCCGAUGGCCCUCAAAGGCCCUUCCGAGGGGCCCCGCCCCAUCCCCACUCCACACCCGCUCCGCCCCGGCAGAGACCUACCCCGCGGCUUGGCGCUGGCUGAUCCCCGGGGGGCCGCACGGAUUCCGCAGGCCCUGCUCCUAACCUUAGACAGCCGCUCCUGUUCCCCGAGGGCGCACGGGGUCUGGCCGGGAGCCAGGGUCGGGCGGAUGGGCUGCGGGGUUCCGUGCCGGGUGGCGCGGGAGGCGGCCGGCCGGCUGCUCUGGGCGUGGGUCGGCCUGGAUCCAGCCGGGGCGGAGCCGGGAGCCGGGAGCCGCGUCGUGGAGGCCGGGGCGCUCUCAGCGAUGGGCUGGGGGUCUCGGAGAGCUGGAGGGUCGCGGGCGUGGCUGCUGCUGCUGCUGCUCUUGAGGCUACCUUUACCGUUGUGGGGGGUCGAAGAGUUUCAAGGAAACCACCCUGGAAAACCAGUCACCUUGCACUGGGUCCCAGAUGGAAGAGUCAGGCGCGUGGUCCCCCUGGAGGAGCCGGUCUCGAAGCUAGACUCGGGGCUGGUGUCCUUGAAGGCUGAAGGGCAGGAGCUCCUGCUGGAGCUGGAGAAGAGCCACAGGCUGCUGGCCCCAGGAUACACAGAAACCCACUAUAGCCCAGAUGGGCACCCAGUGGUGCUGGUCCCCAACCACACGGACCACUGCCUCUACCAUGGGCACGUGAGGGGCUUCCCUGACUCCUGGGUGGUCUUCAGCACCUGCUCCGGGAUGAGGGGCCUGAUCACACUGGACAGGAAUGCCAGUUACUAUGUGCAUCCUUGGUCAGCCAGAGACUCUGAGGCCUUCGUCACUCACAAGAUGUUCCAGAUCGGGCAGCUGCUUGGCUGGAAAGGGGCCUGUGGCCACAGGGAUGCCAGGAACAAAGGGGACAUGGCUAGCCUUUCUCGUGCCACUCAGGUCAAGGAGAGGCGGGAGGUCGGCAGGAGCCCAAAGUUCUUGGAGUUGUACAUUGUGGCUGACCACACGCUGUUUUUGACCCAGCACCGGAACCUGAACCACACCAAACAGCGUCUCCUGGAGGUGGCCAACUAUGUGGACCAGAUUCUCAGGACUCUGGACAUUCAGGUGGCCCUGACGGGCCUGGAAGUGUGGACGGAGCAGGAUCAGAGCCGCGUCACGCCAGACGCCAAUGCCACGCUCUGGGCCUUCCUGCACUGGCGCCGAGGGCUGAGGGCACGGCGGCCACACGACUCCGCGCAGCUGCUCACGGGCCGCGCCUUCCAGGGCGCCACCGUGGGCCUGGCGCCCAUCGAGGGCAUGUGUUGCGCGGAGAGCUCCGGAGGCGUGAGCACGGACCACUCGGAGCUUCCCAUUGGCGCAGCAGCCACCAUGGCCCACGAGAUAGGUCACAGCCUUGGCCUCAGCCACGACCCCGACGGCUGCUGUGUGGAGGCGGCGGCCGAGCAAGGCGGCUGUGUCAUGGCCGCGGCCACGGGGCGCCCAUUCCCGCGGGUGUUCAGCGCCUGCAGCCGGCGCCAGCUGCGCGCCUUCUUCCGCAAGGGGGGCGGUGCGUGCCUUUCCAACGCGCCCGACUCGGGGCUCCUCGUGCCCCGGGCGCGCUGCGGGAACGGCCUCGUGGAGGACGGCGAGGAGUGCGACUGCGGCGCCAGCCAGGAGUGCCCGGACGCCUGCUGCUUCGCCCACAACUGUUCGCUGCGCGCGGGGGCCCAGUGCACCCACGGGGACUGCUGCGCUCGCUGCCUGCUGAAGCCGGCCGGCGUGCCGUGCCGCGGAGCUGUGGGUGACUGUGACCUCCCAGAGUUUUGCACGGGCGCCUCCCCUUACUGCCCCCCGGACUUUUACCUCCUGGACGGCUCGCCCUGUGCCGGCGGCCGGGGCUACUGCUGGGAUGGUGCAUGUCCUACACUGGAGCAGCAGUGCCAGCAGCUCUGGGGGCCUGCCUCCAGCCCAGCACCAGAGGCCUGUUUCCAGAUCGUGAACUCCGCGGGAGACGCCCACGGGAACUGCGGGGAGGACAGCAAGGGUGGCUUUGUGCCUUGUGCGCAGAGGGAUGCUCAGUGCGGGAAGCUGCAGUGCCUUGGUGGGGAGCAGCGGCCACGCCCAUCGCACACUGUGCCGGUGGACUCCACCAUUGGACUAGGCAGCGAUGAGGUGACCUGCAGGGGAGUCUUUGUGAUGCCCGGUGUCCAGCUGGAUGUGCUCGACUUGGGCCUGGUAGAGCCAGGCACCCAGUGUGGACCUAGCAUGGUGUGCCAGGACAGGCGCUGCCGAAAUACUACCUUCUGGCAGCUGGAGCAAUGCCUGGCAGCCUGCCAUGGCCGUGGGGUUUGCAACAGUAACCAAAACUGCCACUGUGCUCCGGGGUGGGCUCCGCCCUUCUGCGACAAGCGAGGGUUUGGUGGCAGUGUGGACAGUGGCCCCAUGCAGCCUGAAGACCACAAGGCCUUCCUGCUGGCAGUGAUGCUUUGCUUUGUGUUGCCGUUGCUCCUGGGGGCUGGCCUGGCCUGGUGCUGCUUCAGGUGCCCAGGAUCCCAUCUCCUGCCAUGCCUCUGGGGCUUGAGGAGGGACGCCCCAAGCCGAGGGCCCAAAGAUGGCCCAAACAGGGACUGCCCCCCCAGCGGUGUUCACUCCAUGGAAUUGGGCCCAGCAGUCAUUGGAGAGCCCCAGCCCUUGGCACCCAGACACCCUGAGGCCCCAGUCCCCACCCUGCCCCAGGGACUCCUGCCAGUGGUCACCAUAUGUGGCCUCCACCCAUUGCUGCAGACCUUGAGAACUCUGCCAGAGCCCAGGAGCCACCUUGAGGAGCCUCUGGCUGGGUGCCCUGCCUGCAACCCCAAGCGGGUCAAGUCCAGAAGCUGAAUCCUGUCGCUGGUGAGAGGGAGCUUCUGAGAUGAGGAUACUUACCAUGGACCGCUGGCAGCCUCUCCAGGGACUAGGCCUCCCAGGCGCAGAGCCACAGUCAGACCGUCUGCACUUUGGCAGCCUACAAAUUGCUUCCCUAAGUUGAGCUUGCCCACCUACUCCAGGACCCCAGAGCUUUAUCAGAAGGUGUGCAGUGCUGUCCCCAUUCCUUAGGACUAGGGAAUCCUGGUAGGGUACGUACUGCAGCCCCAAAAUCUAUCAGUCCAAGGAGAGAAGGUCAUGUAGUCACUGACCUCCCGUCAGCAGGAGGGCAUGACCCAGCCUCUGUCCAGGGAGCUCGGGGGUCUCUGUUCCACGUACUUUACCCAGACCCAGGUCUGCAGAGACUGGUGACUGCUGGGCCAGAAGAUAGCCCUCAGGGCCCUACAGUUCAGACAGAGUCCACUUCCCUGGAGCCUGGCCCCAGCAAACAAACAAAAUGAAACAAAACAAAAAAAUCCUUGGGACCCUCCUCCUUUGCUUUUCCUGCCUUAUCUUGUCUCUCAGGCACUUUCUCAGCCUCACCCCUGUUCUUGGUCCUGCACUUGAGGUUUCAGAGGAGUGUGGGGUCUGCUGUAGACACUACUCACUCUCUCCUCCAGGAGCUGUUUUAAAAAUAGUGGGAGCUGUUUUAAAAAGGACACCCAAGUAGAAGUCAAAAGAGAGACAAGCUGCCUUUGAGCCUCUGUGAGUCUUUCUGUAUAUAUCGAUUCAACUCCAGGGGGCUCCCUAUGAGUCCUAAGGGGUGGUAGCUGGUGGGUGGGGCCUCAGAUGGCAGCCAGGGCCCCAGAUGUACCUGGGCAUAGGAUGCUGUUCCCUAGCAUGAACCAUCCCUUUGCCCCACCUCUUUUGCCUCCCUUGGAGAUUCUGAGAAGCCACUUACUCAUGGAAGAAUUGCUGGGUGAUCUUCUGUAUCAGUCAGCUGUUGCUAUAGAACAAAACCACUCCCAAAACAUAGUAGUAGCUGGAAACAACUAAUUCUGUGAAUUGGCAAAUUAGGUGUAAUUCAGCUGCUGCUCAGCUGGGCCAGUCUACUUCUGGGUUUGGCUGGCUGUUGGCGAGAGUGAUGAGGAUGAGCAGGCUAAGCACCCAUUUUCCAACAGACUAGCUCAGGCUUGCUCACAUGACAGCUGCGGAGGGUUCGAGAGAGCAGGAGCAGGAGUAGGGCAAGGCAGGUGAUGCACUUACCUUGAGCACCAAAAAAA
Mustela erminea (ermine) is the source of this 4443-nucleotide messenger RNA. RefSeq names its product ADAM metallopeptidase domain 33 (gene ADAM33). The record is from RefSeq and is a predicted model, not a curated record. The transcript is spliced from 22 exons. Lineage: Eukaryota; Metazoa; Chordata; Mammalia; Carnivora; Mustelidae. Bases 335 to 3196 code for a protein of 953 amino acids. Gene Ontology annotation, molecular function: metalloendopeptidase activity. Gene Ontology annotation, biological process: proteolysis.